CUCCGCCGUGCGAGUCGUUCGAAAUCGCACACCGCCCCGAGGGUCGGCGGGGCUCCGCUCUCGACCGCACCAAGUUGCCGGUGUUUACGUCGCCGCGUCGUCGCCGUUCAAAUUCGACCCGCGCGCGCGCGUGCACGAGCGAUUUUCCGGCGAUCCUCGCCCGCGAACAGCGUCGACCGCCCGCGAAACUCGCGUCCGGAAGUACCCCGAGGGAGGAAGGCCUACGCUUCUUUUCCCCGUCACUCGCCUUCCCUGGUGGUGUCGUUCGUCUCCGUCGUAGGGCUUCCGGAUCUCCGCUUGUGCGUGAUUCAUUCUGGUCCGGGUGAUUCGCUCGGGCGUUUCGAAGAUUGGCGUGCACGGACGCCGCUCGGAUCCCUGGCAUGGAAUGAUCUACUCGCCGUGACUCUUCCCACGCAGAACGACCGGCCGAGGAUUCUUCGAGGAUGACGGGCAGACACGCGGAACGAGCCGUCGCUGUUCGUGCGGAAUGCGGAAGCCGAGGAUGCUUGAGACGACUAAUGGGGUUUCCCAGGAAGCGAGCGGCUCUGCUGGCAAUUUGUCUUUUGGUCACUUGCACGGCGGGUAACAAUGUGAACGAACCGCCUAUCCUGGAAGCCGGAGGGUACCCCACGGGUUUGCCACUUUCGGAAUCGACCAAGGUCGGGACAGAAGUAUUCGUCCUAAAGGGCCACGAUCCCGAAGGAUCGCCGGUGAAAUAUGGCAUACAACUCACGGAUCAUUUCGUCGUCAACCCGCGCACUGGUGUCAUCACUCUGGCGAAGCCGCUCAAUCGUGAGGAGAACGACACAAUACGCUUUCGGGUGACUCUGGAGGACGAGGUGCCUGCAGGCCAGCAGCCGAACAUCGUCGGGGUGGACGCGUACGUGAUCGUGCUGGACGAGAACGACAAUCCGCCGCACUUUCUGGGAGUGCCGUACGAGGCGGUGGCCGAGGAGGACACCCCGGUUGGUUCCACCAUACUGCCAGGCAUCAGGGUCGUGGACCCUGACCUGCUGGGCGACAUCAUAGAUCUAACGUGUGUCCCGCAGCCACAGUUUCUGGAUGCCUGCGAGAAGUUCGGCAUCGUCAACGUCGAGAGGAGCCAGAAUACGUACGUGGGCGCGUUGGUGCUGCGACAACCCCUCGACUACCGGGAGAGGCCCUUCUAUCAGCUACUCCUGCGAGCGAGCGACGGUCUGAACAGCAGAAACACCGGCGUGGAGAUCAAGGUGGCGGAUAUACAGAACAGUCCGCCGGAAUUCCUGGACUCGUUGACAGGUGUAGUACGCGAAGAUGAUCCCAUCGGGACCCUCGUGAUGACCGUAAAGGCUCGAGACGGCGACAGAGGAAUGCCGCGGAAGAUGAUCUACGAAUUGGUCACCAACCCGUUCGAUUAUUUUUUGCUGGACGACGACACGGGCGAGCUGAGGACGGCGAAGCCGCUGGACAGGGAAGCGCUGGAGAAUUCAACGGGCGUGCUCACGCUGAUCGUGAAGGCUCGUGAGCUGAUCGACGGCAUACCCGGCAACGACAAAUUGACGGUAUCGACGGCCGAAGCCACCGUGACGAUUAAAGAUGUCAACGACGAGCCACCCACGUUUAAUCGACGCGAGUACAACAUCGAGAUCCCAGAAAACGUGCCGGACGGCACGCCGCUGCCGCAUCUGGACAUGACGGUGAAGGAUCCGGACGUGGGCUUGAACUCCGUAUUCUCGCUGCGACUGGAAGAUAUAACUGGUGCUUUCACUGUGGAGCCGGUGCUGGCGACCGGUAGCACAUCCGUGAACAUCCGUGUUACGAAUGGCUCGCUCGACUACGAGAACCCUAAUCAACGGAAAUUCAUUAUCCUGGUGGUUGCCGAGGAAGUUCACACGAACCCGAAGCUCUCGUCCACGGCGACGGUAACGAUCGCCAUCACGGAUGCAAACGACAAUGCGCCUUCCUUCGGGAGCCCCACGUACACAGCCACGGUAUCUGAGACGGCAGCCCCAGGGAGCCCAAUUAUAACGAUCACGGCGAAGGAUCGCGACAGCGGGCGCUUCGGUACCGCCGGCAUAGUCUACCAAUUGCUCGGCCAGGGCGCGGAGCACUUUGCAAUCGACAAGAAAGCCGGCUCUAUCACCGUCGCACCCUGUCCAACACCCGGCACGUCGCCGUGUCUGGAUUACGAGCAACAGACGGAAUAUUUCCUCACCUACAAGGCUACGGACGACAAUGGAGAAGGGCAGACGACGAGCGUGUCACUGCGUAUCAGUUUGACAGACGCGAACGACAGUCCGCCACGUUUUCUGCAGGAUAAGUAUCGCGCGGUAGUGGACGAGGGUGCCGAGAAGUUCGAGCCCGAAUUGAAAGUGCAGGCGCGUGACAAAGACAAAACGUCCAAGAUCACGUACGCUCUGGUGGGCGGUAACGAGCUCGGAUUGUUCAACGUCGACCCGGACACCGGCGAGAUUACCAUCAAAAGUCCGGUCGACAUGACCAACGCCACCGACGACUGGAUCGCCCUGACGAUACAGGCGAGCGACGGCAUAUUCGUCGAUUCCGCGCUCGUCAACGUCACUGUGCGCGACGUUAACAAUAACGCGCCCGUAUUCCCACACGACAUAUACACGGCCAGUAUUCCGGAGAUAUCGCCGAUCGGAACCGUCGUGGAGGAAGUAACCGCCACGGAUGCCGAUAGUGGUGUCAACGCCGAGCUAGUGUACAGAAUACAGAAGGGUGCUUUCGAUGACUUCGCCAUCAAUGAAACUACUGGCGUCGUGACGGUGUCCCGAAAACUGGACUAUGAUGACAAGAACACGUAUCAUGUAGAAGUUAUAGCGUUUGACAAAGGAACACCAAGUCUAACUGGAACAACGACGCUGAUGAUUGAAGUGGAAAACAGCAAUGACAAGGCCCCGUAUUUCACGCCAGAAACGCAACGAGCCGAAGUGACGGAGGACACGCCGAUCGGCACUGUUUUUGCGACAUUGAAAGCUACCGAUCCGGAUAGCGCAAAUCUCGAAGCUUUGAACUUUGCUAUCUCCGAACCAAUCACUGCUAUUGACAGGAAUGGCCAGCAGGUCAACGAUAGCAAGUCUUUUAAGGAUUUCUUUGCGGUCGAUCGGGCUACCGGACAAGUGUCCGUCGUUCGAGCGCUGGAUCGUGACGUAGCAGCCACCGUGAGCGUUACGAUCGUUGUAAGCGAUACUACAGCACCCACGUUACAGCAAGGACGAGGUAAGCUGGUGGUCACUAUCAUCGACGUGAACCACAUGGCGCCAGAAUUCCUGAAGCCGUGGACUCGUGAGAAUUCCCGGUAUCUGAUAGAGAUGCAGGAGGAGCAACCGACUGGCGCUGUCGUGGGCGCUUUCACGGCGACGGACGCUGAUAGUAACAUAGCAGGAUACGCCAUCGAUCCGCCGAGCCCUUACUUCAAUAUUGAUAAUAUUACCGGGAUUGUAAGAACUAGUCAAGUGAUCGAUUACGAAGAAACGAAGCAACUGGAAUUCACGGUGGUCGCUUACGACUCCGGAGUGCCGCAGCUCACCGCGACUGCGAAGGUAACCGUCAUCGUGAUCAACGUGAACGAUCAAGACCCGAAGUUCGAGAAGGAGCUGUACAACGCGUCGGUGAAGGAAAACUCUCCGCCAGGCACUCGCGUCACUGUCGUGAAAGCUACGGACGGCGACGAGGGCCCCUUCGGCGAUGUCAGCUAUAGCCUGAUCGGCGAACACGCCGCUGACUUUAAUAUCGGCCAUGAGACUGGAGAGAUCACCGUGGGUGGUGCCACGGUUCUAGACAGAGAAAUUACGCCGGAGAUCACUAUAACAGUGAUGGCAAGCGACGGCGCCCAUGUCAAUUCUCGACGAAGCACCACCGUGCCGGUGGUCGUCAAGUUAAUUGACGUGAACGAUAACAGACCGAUAUUCUCACAACACAGCUACAGAGCGUCCGUCGCGGAGAACUUGUCCGUUAAUCCGCCGGCACCUAUCUUGCAGGUACGAGCUGUGGAUCAAGAUGAAGGAACCAACGGCGAGGUCUGGUACACGAUCGUCAAUGGCAACGAAAAUGAAUCGUUUUCGUUGAACCGCGAAACCGGCAUUCUGUACCCCGCAGCCGCUCUGCUUGGUAGAGCCGGUUCAUACAGGAUCGAGGUCGAGGCGCGCGAUGGCGCCGGAAACGGUCCGCAUUCGGACAGAUGCUACGUCGAUAUAAGGGUCACGCCAGUGAAUCAGCACAAGCCGCAAUUCGUGAUGCCAGAAUUAACGAACGCGACUGUGGAAGUACCGGAAAAUGCAGGCGUUCCGAACUAUCUAAUUUUGACCGUUAAAGCGAUAGACAGAGAUCCGGGUGAAAACGGUCGUGUUAGCUAUCACUUGAAAGUCGGCAACAGAAACGUUCAGGAAACUGAGGAGUUCUCUAUAGACCAAGAAACCGGUGAACUACGCUCGAAAAUAAUACUCGAUCGUGAAAUCAAGAGCAAAUUUGAGCUCGUUCUCGUGGCGGCUGAUCAUGGCAGCCCUACAGCGUAUGAGACGCUGCGUUUGUUAACGGUACAGUUAGUCGACACCAAUGAUAACGUGCCGCAAUUUUACGAGGAGUACAACUUCCACGUGUCGGAAAAUCGACCGAAAGAUUAUUUCAUUGGCAAAGUAACAGCGGAAGACAAGGAUGAAGGCAGACAUGCCAAGGUUUAUUAUUAUAUAGAAGCAGGGAACGAAGGGUAUGCUUUCUACAUGGACAAAUCCGACGGCAGCAUCUACGCGAACAAAUCAUUCGAUCGCGAGAAGAGAGACAAAUAUAUCCUCUCUAUUCUCGCAUCCAAUGAUCCCGAUAUUUACAUCAACGCCGCGCAAUCCGGCCGGCCGUUGACUCACAAUCCGGAACAUGGACAUGUAAACGUAACGAUAACGGUAUUGGACGAAAACGACAAUCCGCCGAUCUUCGAACGCAACGAUUAUUAUGCUGGGGUGAAUUCGAUGGCGAACAUAAAUGACUUCGUGACUAAAGUGACGGCGUCUGAUUUGGAUGUCGGAGACAACGGCACUCUCCAUUAUUACGUCGCCAGCGCGAAUCUCUACAAGUACGGCUCGGAGAAGCCAAGUGGCUCGAUAGUGCCGAGUCCGUUCAACGUCACGCAGGACGGCAAGCUUGUCACAAGCGGAUACAUGGCGGAGUACAAUCAAGACAGGUUCAUCGUCGAAGUUAUUGCCAAGGAAGCAGCCAUCCCGGAGAGAUAUGCAAUGACGAGAGUUCACGUGUGGGUGUUUGAGCCAUCUCAAUUAAUUCGUGUCAUACUGUCCCGGCCUCCGGAGGAAGUAAACAGCGAGCGCGACGAGAUCGUUUCGGAGUUGUCCAACGCUACACAGAGCAGAGUUGUAGUGGACGAUAUUAGGUACCACGUUGAUGCUUCUGGACAUAUUCGCAGAGAAUGGUGUGACAUGUACUUGCACGUUGUCGAGCCAAAAACUCAAACCAUCGCACCGAUUCCCCAUGUGCUCAAGGUUAUCGACGCAAAGUAUGAUUUCUUAAAGCACUACUAUGCCGGAUUUGCCAUAGAGAAUGUCGUGCCCGCGUACGCCGGAGUUCAGGAAGAACCGUUCGACCCAGCACUCGCUGCUUUAAUAGCUCUCUUAGUUGUUUUGCUCGUAGGUGCGGUCACUGUUACGGUAGUUUGUUGCUGUUUACGCCACUGGGUAAUAACUGUGCCAAAUGAUAUACGUAAGAAGGACGGCCUAAUCAAGAAGCAGAUCAUCGACGAACUGAACACGACGGAGAACCCCUUGUGGAUCGAGCAAAAAUUGAAGCUCUACGAGGAGCAGGAAUUGACGAUGCAAGUGUUCAGCGAGCCCGAGGGAGGUCUCAGCGGCGAGAGACGCGGCAGCGGCGUGAGCGUCGGUAUGGGUGACACGUCUCAAGAUAACACUUACGCCACGAUACAGCAUCCGUUGCCUACGAACAGGCAUCGUCCGACCACGCCAGAUUACACGACGCUUCCAGGAAAUCACAAUUUAUACGAAUCGGCAAUGGGUUUCCAAGGCUCAACGUUUCAGCCCUCCCCGAAUGUGAUGCCGCAACUGACGCUCGAUCGCGACGGCCAGCCCCAAUUCGUUUCAGGACUAGUAUAAACCGACUCCGAUUACGCAGAGACGUCCCCGCCUCCUUCUUUCUAUCUCUAAAUAAGCUCUGUCGCCGUACGUUGUACCUCUUUGUCCGUGGCUCUUUUUCAUUGCACGCGCUUCUUCGGAGCGUACUUCGGGCGACUCGCAUGCACACACCUCUUUGACAAUAAUCGGAUUAUAUGACUAUGGUCGGGUUUGUCCUGCGAGUAAACGCGUGUACGGGAAGAGCGACAUGACGACACGACAUUCGCGAGGUCCGCCCUCUCACUUGCGCGACUUUUGCCAUUUUCAGUUCGGACUCUUCCGCGAGAGCUUGCGAAGGACUCGAAGAUGAAGAGUGACGACGAACGACAGUCAAUAUUACUGGAGUAAUUAAUCCAUGUAGCUGGUGUGUGCAUGUAUAUAUGUGUGCGUUGCCAACCUGGGGUCUCGGUCUGAAUUUGCCGUUAGAUCUAUACUUUUUAGAAGAAUCAAAAAGAAAAGAAGGAAAGUGGAUAUACGCUAGGCGAACUGAGAUACACUGUGAGAUAGCUCGAUACGACCGAAGCUUGGCACGACAGAUAUAUGUAUAUAAGUGAAUGUGUAGAGAUUCCGUCCAGCCCAGUUUUCGUCUUAAUUUCCUCAUUAGUUUAGUAUUUAUGCGUUUCUCCUUCCGAGGUGUACGCGAGCUGCGUGUCCCGGCGCAGCGAGCGUACCUUUUAUACGUACGCACGUUUUACAACGAUCACUGCCACCCGUUUUUUGGCGCAUCGACGCGAUGCGGUUGUUGUAUUCGGUAAGGGAAUAAUUGAGCCAUUGUUACCGGAUGCACAAGCGGAGCGUAAACGUAACCGAGAAUAGCAUGCAUGAUUCUCUAAGUUAUCUACCGUAUAUUUCGCUAGCGCGUAUUUAUUUAAGAUAGUAACGUUUCGAACGACUGAUCUUUUCUUCCCGAUUAAACUGUGAUUUGAUUGCGCCCGAGUAUGUGUGCAAUGGUUUAUUAACUCGCAAUGGUUUUGCACGAGUCGCUGGCGAUGGGCGGACAUAGUCAUAUCAUAGUUAGAUGAAGUGACGACGUUCGCGGUGAAUCUCCGAUUGUCAUUGUUGUACGGCGAAGCGAGAUCCUGCCCUCGAGAAAUCGUGUCAACUUUACGCUUUACGAAACGACCUCACGAAACCGUCCUCGACUGCAAGCGAAGAUGGUGACGCUCGGCGAUUCCCCGCGGACGCCACUCGCCGUAAAAAAAAAAAACGUAUCGCAACACUACUCGAUAAACAAGCAGUAAACUUAAAAACUUACGAUCGAGUUAUUUCUAAGAACAUUUAAUGUAAAACUAUUAUCGGUAUCAUGAUAUUACUAGAUGGUUAUGAAUAUUCCAGUUAGCAAAAUAUCUGUUUAUUGAUUAUAAAUUUAUUGUAAUAUUGUAACAUAUUUUAUGUAAGUCAUUAAUAAAAAAUAUUCGUACAC
This is a messenger RNA of Ooceraea biroi (clonal raider ant), 7551 nucleotides long. It is a transcript of the gene Cad87A, whose product is annotated as cadherin 87A. Gene Ontology annotation, cellular component: plasma membrane. The record is from RefSeq and is a predicted model, not a curated record. Gene Ontology annotation, molecular function: calcium ion binding. Gene Ontology annotation, biological process: homophilic cell-cell adhesion. NCBI's taxonomy places the organism in Eukaryota, Metazoa, Arthropoda, Insecta, Hymenoptera, Formicidae.